Molecule: messenger RNA, 2415 nt
Organism: Nerophis lumbriciformis (worm pipefish)
Lineage: Eukaryota; Metazoa; Chordata; Actinopteri; Syngnathiformes; Syngnathidae
Source: RefSeq, a predicted model, not a curated record
AUGUCGGACACUCGGCGGCGAGUGAAAGUUUAUACGCUUAACGAAGACCGCCAGUGGGACGACCGGGGCACUGGGCACGUUUCGUCGACGUUUGUGGAACGGCUCAAGGGAAUAUCGUUAUUAGUUCGGGCCGAAUCCGAUGGGUCACUACUGUUGGAGUCCAAGAUUAGCCCUAAUACUGCAUAUCAGAAACAACAGGACACGCUGAUCGUCUGGUCUGAGGCAGAUAAUUAUGACCUGGCUUUGAGUUUCCAGGAGAAAGCGGGCUGCGAUGAGAUCUGGGAAAAGAUAUGCCAGGUGCAAGGGAAGGACCCUGCCCUGGACGUCACCCAAGACACGAUCGAUGAAUCUGAGGAGGAGCGUUUCGAGGAGAUCCCCGAGACAACCCUCCUUGUUGAGCUCCCUCCUUGUGAGCUCAGCCACCUAGAGGAGAUUGCCGACCUAGUGACGUCUGUGCUUUCGUCACCCUUCCGACGGGAAAAGCUGGCGUUGGCCCUCAUGAGCGAGGCCUACCUCAAGAAACUGCUGGGCCUCUUUAGAGUGUGCGAGGACCUGGACAACCGGGAAGGUCUGCACCACCUGUACGAGAUCGUACGCGGUGUCCUCUUCCUCAACAAGGCCGCCCUCUUCGAGGUGAUGUUCUCGGAUGACUGCAUCAUGGACGUGGUGGGCUGCCUGGAGUAUGACCCAGCGCUGGUGCAGCCCAAGCGCCACCGAGAGUUCUUGACCAAGACGGCCAAAUUCAAAGAGGUGAUUCCCAUUACGGACUCUGAGCUCAGGCAGAAGAUCCACCAGACGUACCGCGUGCAGUACAUCCAAGACAUCAUCCUGCCCACGCCAUCGGUCUUCGAGGAAAACUUCCUCUCCACGCUUAAUUCCUUCAUCUUUUUCAACAAGGUGGAGAUAGUUAGUAUGUUACAGGAGGACGAGAAGUUCCUCACCGAGGUUUUUGCGCAGCUCACGGACGAAGGCAUAGACAACAGUAAAAGACGAGAGCUUGUGAACUUUGUCAAGGAGUUCUGCACUUUCUCACAAACGUUGCAGCCUCAAAACAGGGAUGCCUUUUACAAGACGCUGGCCAAUCUUGGCAUUUUACCCGCGCUGGAAAUUGUCAUGGGAAUGGACGACCUGCAGGUGAGGGCAGCAGCUACGGACAUCUUCUCCUACUUGGUGGAAUUCAGCCCCUCCAUGGUCCGAGAGUUUGUCAUGCAAGAACUGCAACAGAACGACGAUGAUGUGCUGCUCAUCAACGUGGUGAUCAAACAGAUGAUCUGCGACUCUGACCCCGAGUUGGGUGGCGCCGUCCAGCUGAUGGGGCUCCUCAGGACGCUGAUUGACCCAGAGAACAUGCUGGCUCCCAACAAUCGACUGGAAAAAACAGAAUUCCUAAGUUUCUUCUACAAGUACUGUAUGCACGUUUUAACCGCACCUCUGCUGGCUAACACGGCUCAUGACAAAAACUCAAAUGAUUCAGAAGAAGGAUCCGCCAUGAUCAACCCUGUUUGUCCAGAUAACUUCCAGACAGCCCAACUUUUGGCUCUUAUCCUGGAGUUGCUCACCUUCUGCGUGGAGCACCACACAUAUCACAUCAAGACAUACAUUAUGAACAAAGACCUGCUGCGGCGGAUGCUGGUGCUCAUGAACUCCAAACACACCUUCCUCGCUCUCUGUGCGCUGCGUUUCAUGCGGCGUAUCAUCGGCCUGAAAGACGAGUACUACAACCGCUACAUCAUCAAAGGGAACCUGUUCGAGCCGGUCAUAAAUGCGUUGUUGGACAACGGCACGCGAUACAACCUCCUCAACUCUGCCAUUAUCGAACUCUUUGAGUUCAUCAAAGUGGAGGACAUAAAGUCCCUCAUCGCACACAUUGUGGAUAACUUCUAUAAAGCGCUUGAGCCCAUUGAAUAUGUACAGACGUUCAAGGGGCUAAAGGGACGAUACGAGCAAGAGAAAGACAGACAGAGUCAGAAACUUACCAGCCCUAAUUUCAAUGCUUUUCGCAGAUACAGGCGAGAUGCUCGCUCACUGGACGAGGACGAAGAACUUUGGUUCAAUGAGGACGACGAUGACGACGAGGCAGAGGCGGUGGACAAAAGCCGCUUGGAAGAUGACUACUCCGACGGAUACGGCAAGUACAUGGAGGCCAAAAAAGGUAAGGAGCCUUUUUGGUUUUAUAAGAUUCGAAUUGCUAGAACGCUACUGGCCCCUCGAAACCUGUUGGUGACGGCGGACUUCUUUCACACUACUUCACACUGCCAGGCUCCCCCGGCAUACCUGUGCAAUAGCUGCUCUUCGCAUGAGAGUACUGCUCUGGUCGGUUUGGUGGACUACCCCGACGAUGAGGAUGAAGAGGAGGAAGACGAGGAGGAGGAAGAGGAGCAAUCCCCCAGGAAGCGACCUCGUCUCAGCUCUUAA